This is a messenger RNA of Leptomonas pyrrhocoris, 4881 nucleotides long. RefSeq lists its product as hypothetical. The transcript has a single exon. Gene Ontology annotation, biological process: protein localization to cilium; intraciliary retrograde transport. Lineage: Eukaryota; Euglenozoa; Kinetoplastea; Trypanosomatida; Trypanosomatidae. Gene Ontology annotation, molecular function: protein binding. The record is from RefSeq and is a predicted model, not a curated record. Gene Ontology annotation, cellular component: intraciliary transport particle A. Bases 1 to 4881 code for a protein of 1626 amino acids.
AUGGGCGACAGCAUCACACGCACCAACUACGCCCUCCUUCUCUUCUACGUGAGGGAGAAGUACUGGCACCAUGCCGAGGAGGUCUGCCUCGCCACAAUCCAGGCCACGGAUGACCACAUGUUCCGCGUGUGGCGUGCGCUGACGUUGGACCAGCAGGGCAUGGCGAACGAUGCACUGCGCGAGUACAAGAAUGCCGAGUCGCGCCGCUUUACCGCCGUGCCGGCGCUCAUGGGCAUGCAGUUGAUUUACAAGCGCAACCGCGACCAGGAGGGCGUCGCGCAGACGGAGGCGAAGCUGGACAAGUAUGAGGUGAUGGAGAACAUGGGUGGUUGGGUGCAGGCGGCGGCGUUGUGCUGGGCGGCCGGCGACAUCAAUGCGGCACGGGAUCUGCUGCUGAAGUUCACGGACGUGGAAGCAGCGAUGGCGUACCGCGAUGAGUACACGAACUACGGCACGACUCGUGCGUGGAUCGACCUCCUCUCGGGGCGGGGGGCACUGCUUGAAAAGGCCGGCACGACGUUCCAGAAGAUGCUCGAGGCCGAGGAGGCGGAGCACGCCUUCUUCGACGCGGGGCACAGCGCAGCUGGCGACGCGCUCGGCGAGCAGGGAGGCAGCAGCGGCGGCGGUGGCGGUGGCGGUGGCGGGCGGGAUAGCAGUACGCCUGCAAGUCCGAGCGGGUCCCUGAAGUGGACGGACCUAAACGCCGCUCUCGGCUACGUCGCGUACUUGGAGCGCAAGAUGCAGCUGACGAAGGCGCAGAGCAUGCUUGACCGCCUCGUCGUCCUCUACCCAAAUUGCAGCGUGCCGCCGCUGGUGGGGAAGGCGCGGCUGCUCAUGCAGGCGGAGGACUGGGAGCAGGCGAUCGACGUCACGCGUCGCAUUCUGUCGCGUGAUAAGGACAACGUGGAGAUGCUGACCUUGGAGGCUCUUUACGCGCUGGUGAAGGACACCCGUUAUGAGGCUGCCACGCUGCGGCUGCGGCGGCUGCUGGAGGCGGUGAGGGCCAAAGAACCCCGCAACGCCGCGCUGCAGCACCAAUUCGCCCUCGUCUUCUCUCGCCUCGCCGGGGAUCGGCUGGACUUGCUGAACAUCACGACGCAGUUCUCGGAGCUGGCGUGCAGCCUGGAGAGCCGCAACGGCGACGCGCUGUGCGGGUUGGGCUACCAGCAGCUUUACAAGCACGACUACAAGGCGGCCGCUGCGACGUUCCGCAAGGCCUCGACCCUCACCGACAGCCUAGCCCCGCUGCUGGGGGCGGUGGUGUGUCUCAUGCAGCAAGGCGACUUCGAGGAGGCGAGCAAGCAGCUGGCCUUUUGCAACGAGCUGCAGCCGGCGAAUCAGCGCAAUGCGGAGCUGAGUCUGCUGAACGCGCAGCUGCGCUGGCGGCGUCGUGGGAUGGAAGAGACGGCGGCGGUGUUGCGGCUGCUGGACCAGGCAGCAGAGGCGAUCAAGCACGACGUGGGCUCCCACGCGGGUUCUGGCAUGGAGGAGUACGUCUACCUGAACGCCCCCGUGUCGCUGGCCGUUGCCCACGAGUAUCUCCUGCACUGUCGCAACGAACCGCCGGACCCGAUGUUCCGCACCACCGACGUGGUCGGCGAGAAGUGCGCGCGGCACCUGGAGUUUCUUGUGCAGCACCUGCCUGCCUGCAUGGAGGCGCAGCUGAUGCUGGCGAAGGUGUGCUUCGUCACGGGUGACGUGCGCCGGUCGCAGCAGCUGCUGAAGACGACACUGAUUGUGCAGGAGCAGCCCUUGCCGGAGGCGUUCCUGCUCUCCAGUCAGAUCUGUCAGUACACAGGGGACGUGAAGCUGGCCAGCCGUGCGCUGGAGCAGGCCCUCACCCUCGACUUCACGCUGCAGGAGCAGCCCCUCUACAACCUCCUCCUCGGCACCGUGCAGGGCACGACGGGGAAGUCGGCGGAGUCGCUCGAGUCGCUCAAGCGUGCCUUCGACACGGUGAAGAGCGGCACGUCGACGGCCUCCUCCGGAAAGCCUAUCCAACCCCUGAGUGUGCCAGAGAGGGUGACGCUGUACCUGCAGCUGGCCCAGGCGUACCUGCGCGCUCGCGACGUCGACGCGGCCCGCACGACGCUCGCCGAAGCCGCCGUGCAGUUCCGCGACUCCACCCAGGCCGGUCGAGUCGCCAUUGCCCAAGCGAUGCUCGCUGCCCGCACCGACGUGGACAAGAGUAUCGAGCUGCUGCGCCAGGUGCCCAGCACGAGCGAGUACUACAUCUCCGCCCACUCGCAGCUGGGCAAGCUCUUUCUCACGCAGAAGCACAAUGUAUCCCUCUACAUCCAAAGCUUUCAGGAGAUGGCCGAGGCGGUGCCGUCGGCGCAGAGCUACGUGGAGCUGGGGGAGGCGUACAACACGAUUCAGGAGCCGGAGCAGGCGAUCGCUGCCUAUGAGAAGGCGAAGGCCCUGUCGCCGGCCAGCAGCGAGCUGUCCGUGCGGGUCGGUCGUGCGCUGGUCGCCUCCCACGACUACGCCAAGGCUAUUCGGUACUACCAGGAAGCGCUGAGCGCCGAUCCGCACCUUUCCACGGUGCGGGCCGACCUCGCGACCCUCAUGUGGCGCCUGGGCCGCGUGGACGAUGCACGGGAGGUCAUCACGCAGUCUCCGGUGUACGAGCAGCCUGCUGCUGCUGCUGCUGCUGCCGCUCCCACUGCCGCUCCCACUGCGAUCGACACAGCUGCGGGGACGGCGGGUGUGGGCCCGACCGAAGAAAGCGUCGCGACGGCGAUUGAGCGGGUGAACUUGUACCUUUUGCUGUACAAGGUGCUGCGAGAUCAGCACUGGAUGCUGCCCAUGAACUCAACUCGGCCGAACGGCGGCGGCGGCGACAAGAAUAACAAUGCCAGCACCGGCAUUAAAGACAAACAGGACGCGAGUGAUGACGGCGAUGACGCGGGAAAGGCGGGGGAUGUCGCCUUGGCAGCCCUCCUCACCGCGCGCGACCUGCAGAAGAACCUUCUCGAGCAUCAACUCCGCGGUGAGACGGUCGAGGUGGUGGCAGAGCAGCGGGUAGUGAUGGCGUCUAUCUGCACGGAGCUCGGCACGCGGUGCAUCCACAAUCGGCCCACCCCGCCGCCGGCGGCGCUGCUCAUGAGCGACAAGAAGGUGGAGGCGGCCGCCGCGGUGGCCCUGCAGUCGGCCCUGGCGGUGCGCCUGACACAGGGCAAGGAUUUCCUGCAGGAGGCGAUCACCUACGAUGAGUCGAACGAGCGGGCACAACUUCAGUCGGCGCUGCUGUGCCGCCGCAUCGGCGACGUCGACGGCUGUGAGCGGCACUGCACGACGCUGCUGCGCAUGGCGGGCGGCAGCGCCAGCGCCGAGGAGGCAGCGACGCUCCUGGCGAACCUGUACACCCAGCAAGGCCGCAUGGAGGACGCGAUUAGCCUGUUUGAGAACCUGCUCAACAGCACCCCGCAGCACUACGAGGCGUUGGUGGACUUCAUUGUGCUUUUGCACCACGCCGGACGCGUGGAGAAUGCAAAGUCGGCCCUGGACAAGGCAGCCGCGGCCAUUCCGCAGGGCCAGCGCGCCGAUCCCGGGCUGAGCUACGCCCGCGGCUUGUACGAACACCUACGGAGCAACAACGCCGAAGCGCUGCGUCACUUCAACCUCGCACGUCUGCCGGCGGACAACCCGUGGUGCGAGCGGGCGCUGGUGCGCAUGAUUUGGAUCUACCUGGUCCCCACGACACAAGACUUAUGGGUGCGCGACAGCGGAAGUAAGGCCGCUAACCUGCGCCACAACGGCCCCACACAGUUGAACGGCAAAGAGAAAGGCUCGACGGCGAACCCCGCCACUCCAUCUACACCCGCCGGUGGUGGUGGUGGUGGUGGUGGGGAACUGCACGACAACAUCCGCUACGCGGAGCAGCUCUUGUUGCUGCUGCCGGUGCAGAGCGAUCAGCGUCGGGUGCUGCAGGCGUACUGCACCAUGGCCACGCAGCGUCCGGAGGAGCUGCAGACCUCGAUGCAUCUUUUUCUGGAGUGCAUCGUGGCAGCGGAGACGGGCGCCGACACGGUUGAGCGCCGCGACGGCGGUGGUGGUGGUGGUGCGUCAUCGCAGAGCAACGCAGUCGGAAAGCCAAAGUCGAAGAAGGGAACGAGGGACGACGACGAGGACGACGAGGACCUCCAGCUGCUGGCACAGAUGCACUCAGCGGCGGCGAGCAUGGCGCACCGCAGCAACACAAACACCACCGCGACGCUGGCCUUCGCCCUGCAGAGCAAAACGGUGGAGCCGACGGCGUUCUUGGGUCUGGCGAUCAACCUGUUCGUAUCCAACCAGGAGACGGCAGCACGCAACGUGCUCGGACGUGUACUGGAGGAGGCGAAGGUCCCGCUGACCCCGCCGACCGUGCCGGACAAACCAGCCGUGGCGCCGGCGCCUGCCAACGGCAAAACAGCCGCCAACAAAGCUCCCAGUGACACACCCCCUGCAGCUGCCACACCCCCGCCCGUCACGGCGCCCGCCGCGCUGCUGACGUGCUCAGAGGACGACUCGCUCGAGCGGGCGAUGCUGCUGCACGCGUAUAUGGACGCCCAAUCCAACCAGCUGGGGAGCGCGCGUUUUAUGCUCCUGCAGGUGCUGGCGGCGAACAAGGGCUGCGGUGCCGCCUGGGAUGCGCUGGGCAUGUUGUACGAGCGCCAGCAGAAGCACAAGGACGCGUCGGAGUGCUACCAGAAGGCGUGGGUGCUCCUGCAGGAGGCGGAUCCCGCGGUGGGGUACAAGCUUGGCUUCAACUACCUCCGCGGCAAUGAGCCGGUGAAGGCGAUUGAUGUGUGCAAGCAGGUGCUGGCGCAUCACGCCACCUACCCGCGUAUAGAGGAAGAUGUGAUGGAUGUUGCGUAUUCCAUGCUUCGGCCCUAG